Messenger RNA from Epinephelus fuscoguttatus (brown-marbled grouper), 2245 nucleotides. RefSeq names its product tetraspanin-8-like. NCBI's taxonomy places the organism in Eukaryota, Metazoa, Chordata, Actinopteri, Perciformes, Serranidae. Bases 115 to 885 code for a protein of 256 amino acids. The transcript is spliced from 9 exons. The record is from RefSeq and is a predicted model, not a curated record. Gene Ontology annotation, cellular component: membrane.
CUGUGCGCAUAGAUAGACGCUGUAGAUGCCCUUACAGUUAUUGCCAAAGGUCCACGGCUGUGAUAUUUUCUGCAUGUAAAAGCUGGUUGUGGAGGCAGGGAGAGACGCAGCAGCAUGCAGCGGAGCGCAGUGGUCGUGGUGGCGGAUAAAACGAGCCUGAAGAGGCCGUUUAUUUUUGCAAACGCUGUGCAUAUGGCACUGUGCUUCUUCAUGUUGACGAUGACAGUCGCUUGGCACAGAGACCUCCUACAAACUGGCAAACUGGUGUCCACUGUUUCUGUAGUGAUAAUGUACGUGGUGGAGAUCAGCUGCCUGCUGCUCUCAGUGCUCGGUGUGGUUGGAGCCUGUAAAGGAAAGAGAUGGUGUUUGAUUCUGUAUGCAACUGGGAUGGCGGCAGCCAGUCAAACGAUAAUUGUUAGAACAGCACUAAGUUACCAAGAUGUUUAUGAGAAACGUGUGGCGCGUGAGGAGUCCAAGUUGCUCGCCAUGAUGCCCCUCAGUACAACCAGCAAAGCCAACAGGACCCUGCUGUAUAGUAUUCAACAGGAAUUCGAGUGCUGUGGUCUCAUUGAAGGCUACAAAGACUGGGGCUCUUCCAUCCCCGCCUCCUGUAACUGUCACUAUCCAGGGAAAUGCAUUCGACUACGGGGCAGCGCCACACUCGGAGCUCCGAAGAACCAGUAUGUUUAUCAAGAGCCUUGCCUACCAAUUUAUGUCUCUGAACUGAAGCUUGCGUUCUCACUGGCGAUGGCUGUACAGUUUGGAAGUGGAGUGUUUUGGGUGGUUCUACUCGUCAUGAGCAUCAAGCUGAUGGGCCAGAUAAAAAGGAAACAGGAGUUCAUGGCUCUUCUCCAAUCCAACAGAUACGUUCCCGGUGCCUUCUAGUCACCUUGUAUGUUUUGAUACACACUUCAAAUUACUGUAUUAUCAAGCAUACCUUGUUUGUAUUUGCACAUGUAAGCACAUUAUGUGGUAUACCAUAAGCUGGCCAUUUUGUGCCAUAGGAACAUAUGUUGACAUUAUAACUUUCUGUUAAUGCAUGUGAGUGAUAUGAGAAGUAAUGUACAUGCAUAGAUCAAUUUCAGAUUACUCCUUUUUUUGCCUUCCUGCUGUAAAAACAUUGCGAUUUAAUGAAACUAACCGUCUUUAUUAAUCAGCUCAUUUUCUUUGUCAUAUCUCUGGAAUUAUGUUCAAAGUGAAUAUUGUACCAACAUUAACCAGCCAUCUGUUUUCUCUGAGUAGCCGCAGCCGAUCCCGGCAUUUCAUUUAUUUAUUUAUUUAUUUAUUUAUUUUACAGUCAGUGUUGUCUUCUCUUAAUAAUAUUCAAUAUUAUUUCUCUCCAUUUCCUUCAUACCUAGAUACACCUCUGAGUCUUGGAAAGACGGAUAUUAACCUAACUGCAUCUACUGUAGCUAAAACUUUAUCAAUUAAUCAACUAAUGGGUUAACCACUUGUCGACUGGACCAACGUCUUUUAAACACAAAUAUUUAAAUAUUCGUACAUGUCUUAAGCUCACUCAUUGAAUUUUCAGCAUUAGAGCAACCAAUAAUCUUUGAACCAGUAAUAAUAUUAAUAAUAUUAUGUAGCACCUUUCUUAAACAGUGUUUACAAAGUGCUUUGACUGAAAUAUAAUCGUUUAUUUAUUACUGAGCAUUGUAUUUUCUUGGGUAAAUAAUCAGGUUGGACAAAGGAAUGAGACACAGCUCUCAGCGGGACAACAGGAUGUCUUGAUGCCUUGUUAUGCACAAUGUAUAUUUGAAACGUAAUCACUCCAUCCGGUUGUUCUUAAAGCACAUUGAGUGGGUAAAUGACGCCCACCGGGAGGAGAGCGGAUUUCGUUCGGUUGCACAUUCAGUAGACACGCAGUAAAAUCCUCAAUUACUUUGCCUCCAAAUUUUCAAUUUCAAGGUUUGGAGAGUUUUUGGCACGGCCGCUGCAGACAGGUUGUGAGAGGCUCUCGUAGGGAAACGUGUCACCAGUAAUCUUGCAGAGACUGAAGUGUCCCAACUGAUGCCACUCCCACCGAAGAAGCCUUUUACGCCACAUCACUCCGAAUAUGACUUGCUGCAUGAGCUGCUUGCGGUCGAGAUGUCAAACGAGUUUCAUCUGAAACAGCAGAUCCAAUGUCUACCUGUGCACUUUAACCAUUAAUGCCUAAUAUACAAUAUGUUCUUGCAAAGGAUGGUAUUUUUAUUUCUGUCAUACACUGUUUUUUUAUUUAUGGAAUGGACUGUAAGAUUUUGUA